Messenger RNA from Ostrinia furnacalis (Asian corn borer), 1370 nucleotides. RefSeq lists its product as uncharacterized. The transcript is spliced from 8 exons. The coding region runs from base 62 to 1288 and encodes 408 amino acids. Lineage: Eukaryota; Metazoa; Arthropoda; Insecta; Lepidoptera; Crambidae. The record is from RefSeq and is a predicted model, not a curated record.
AGCGGGACUCGGCCAAUUGCAACCCAUUUGCAAAGCGGCGGGCGCGCGCGCAACACUCGUCAUGGCGACAGACUCGAUAACGUGGUGGCAGUGGUUCGUCCGCUUCAACGAUGUGAGACAGCUGUGGGCCGCGCAGCCCACCUACCUGAUCUCACAGACGGUGUUCAUGCUGGCUGGAUUCAUCACCCUGGUGCACGCUUUCAAGAAAGGUGGCAGAUGGCCAUAUUUCUGGCUCGGCACAGUGCUGCAUGGUCUCUACGCCGACAACUUCUGGCACAUCCUUUUGCCAGAGUACGACAACUUCUGGCACUCACAGACCCCUGUCAUGUUACUUGGUGGGAGAUUGCCGCUUCACAUUGUAUUCUUGUACCCAGCUUUCAUGUACAAUGCGGCGUACUCAGUGUCGCGAUUGAACCUUCCUCGUUACGCUGAGCCUUUCGCCGUGGGGCUGGUCACCGUCCUCAUCGACAUACCCUACGACAUCACGGCCGUGAAGUUCGUCCACUGGACCUGGCACGACACCGACCCCAACAUCUUCGACCGCCACUACUGGGUGCCCUGGACCUCGUACUACUUCCACGCCACUUUCACAACGAGUUUCUACUUCUUGUUCGAUGCCUCCAGGAGGUGGUUGGCCCCGAAGGUCGAAAAGUGGAAGUCGGCUGGAGCAAAGACAGAAUGGAAAUCGUUGCUGAUCGCGACAAUCCUGGGCAUGCCGGGCGGCGUGCUCAUGUUCGUGCCGAUCUACCACCCGCUGCACGACCACCUCAAGAUUCACACGGAGGUCACGGUGUUCGUGCUCUUCUCCAUCUAUGCUGUCUUCAUCAUCAACGGCCUCGCGAGUGACAGGGAGAAGGUUAAGGAGAGACUGUCCGGGAUCGAUUAUCUUUUGAUAAUGCAACUUAUUUCGCAUUACUUCGUAUACUUGCUGAUGGUGACUUUCUUCUGGCCCGAAAAAGAAAUCUCAACAGGAUUCCACGAGCCUGUGGGACCAUGCGACCAAGUUACAUCGCUCGUAACACCAUUCGGACAGACUCUGGAGAAGCGACAGUACUUCUGCCCCGACAACUACGACGAGGGGUACUUCGGCUUCAGCUGCGUGGGGCACAAGAGGCCCAAGGACGGCGCCCGCUGGUACACCAUCUGCGGAACACCCUUCGCGAACCGCAUGGAAUACAUCGUCGUCAUAUCCACCAUCGUGAUCGCGGCGACCGGCAUAUUCUACAGCAUGUACUCGCGGCCCGCGGCUGUCCCCGUCACCCCCAAGAAGAAACAGAAGACAAAGUAAUUCACUGAAGCAUUAUAUUACUCUUCGCUCGUGUCAUGACAACUUGCUAUAAUCACAAAUAAACCAAAAAUGUUUUACCAAC